CGCACAGCGAGCGGCAGUCUAUUUUCGGAGCCUAGGCUGUGACCGGAGCACUGACCAAGAAUAUGGAAUCAGAAAACACAGAAGCUGAAAACAUGGAAACAGAAAAUUUGGAAGCAAAAGGCAUGGAAGCUAAAACUAUGAAGAUUAAGACAUUGCCUUCUGUCUCAGACCUGCAAGCACUUUCCAGUCUACUGUAUCCUGAGGAAGAGGAUGAUUUGGAUGCUGGACAGGAACAACUCUCACCUGCUAUUGGAGCCAUGAGCCCUGGGAAUAUUGGGCCACCUAAAGCCAAAGAGCCUAAAGCCAUCCCUAAAUCCAGUGGUACUGAAAGUGAGAAUAUCUGGAAUCCAGACGAAGUUCCGGAAGGAGCAGAGCAUGAUGAUAUAUGGGAUGUUCGAGAAAUCCCAGAUUAUGAGAUUGUAUUCCAACAAACUGUGGGAACUGAGGACAUAUACCUUGGACUAUCAAGAAAGGAUCCUUCGACAGCAUGCUGUCAGCAGCUGGUGGUGAAAAUUAAACUGCCUGAUACAAACCCUUCUGAAAUUGAAAUUGAUAUCCAAGAAACUCUCCUUGAUCUUCGCACUCCUAAAAAGAAGCUGAUAGUAAACUUUCCCCAGCCUGUGGAACGCAACAGCGCUAAAGCAUCCUAUAUCCAGGAAACUGAAAUGCUUGAAGUCAGAAUGACUCUGCAAAGAGACUUUGAUUUCGAUCUUUCCUGAAACUGUAUGAAUAAGGAAAAGAAAAGGGGAAAACACAUGACAAUGAAACAGUUUUUUUUAAACUUUGA
Molecule: messenger RNA, 787 nt
Organism: Microtus oregoni (creeping vole)
Lineage: Eukaryota; Metazoa; Chordata; Mammalia; Rodentia; Cricetidae
Product: dynein assembly factor 6, axonemal-like
Exons: 7
Coding region: 63-719 (218 amino acids)
Biological process (GO): flagellated sperm motility; axonemal dynein complex assembly
Cellular component (GO): cytoplasm
Molecular function (GO): dynein intermediate chain binding; protein-folding chaperone binding
Source: RefSeq, a predicted model, not a curated record